Molecule: messenger RNA, 1647 nt
Organism: Mytilus californianus (California mussel)
Lineage: Eukaryota; Metazoa; Mollusca; Bivalvia; Mytilida; Mytilidae
Exons: 7
Coding region: 84-929 (281 amino acids)
Source: RefSeq, a predicted model, not a curated record
AAAGAAUCUUGAAGUAAGGGACCUCCACGUGGUAAGAUUCGGGCAACAGUUAUUCGAAUAUCUGGCCAACACCUUACUCUAUCAUGAUGUACUGUAAAGCUGAGUUUUUUUAUGUCGCCAAAAUUUUCAUCUUCUUUUUUGAUAUACACGAGGCAUCAAUAAAAUGGGAAAUAACAACAACACCAGUAAUUAUUGGGAAAGAGGCACGCCUGAUUUGUAAUGGACAAAACUGUCCACCUGGCAACACCAAAAAAUGGCUUGGUGGGAAAAACUAUGACCUUCUUUGCUUUGAUAACCAGUCAAAGAAUAUCUCAAAAUAUGAAAUGAAGUCAAAUGGUACAGAUUUUGAGCUUAUGAUUAAAACCUUGAGCUUCAGCGAUCUGAACUGUGAAUACACGUGUGCCUGUGGAUUCCAACAGUAUACUAACAUGUUAAAGUUUGACAAAGAAGUAAUUUAUCCACCAGUUCUACAUGACCACUCUCGUGCACACUUGCAGGAAGACGGUAAAUUCCAAAUUAAUGUGACGAUGGAAGUUUUUCCGUUACCAACAUGCAGAAUAGUCUUAAAGGAUAGCGUUUUGCCAUUAAACAUAUCAGUGGUAAAUAGACCAGAAGGUGAACUUGAUCUGUUUGAAGUUGUUGUACAGGCCACAAUUGGGACGGAUAUGGUUCUUUGUGGAGUAAAUUUAACACUAGAUUGUAAAGUAGGAUCGAUUCAAUACCACCAUCUUCUCAGAAGACCGUACUCAUGCAAAAAAGAUGAUAGAGAACAUAGUAAUCCACAGUAUUUUAUAAUGGCUGGUAUAGUUCUCGCACUAGUAUUUGUGAUUGUGGUCCUAAUGAAAUGUAGAUUAGGAAAACACAAUGUUACUAAUCAAAGAGAUGUAGGCAGUGCAAGUUAUACAGUUGUAAAUGCAAAUAAAUGUUAAAUAUGUCGACACGUCAAGAAACAAACAAUUAUCCUGAGAAGAAGACUUAUAUAGAAGAAGGAUUACAUGAUAUUCUCUCAGAAGGAUUUAACCAGCUGAAGUUAAAGGUAUAAUAUUUGUGUAUAGAUGUAUUACUCUAGUGAAAUUGAGAAACUUAAGCUGUAUAACCAAUCGCAUAGGUGAACACUGAGACGAAGCGAUCAGAAGUCAAACAACAAAUAUACGGAUACAGGCACCGAAUACGAAGGCAGUUUAAAUAAAAUUAGCACCAAUUCAGAUAGUAUGUACAAAAAUGUGCAGUUAUAAAUGGAAUAUUUUGGCCUUUCAAAACGACAUCGUUCCAAGGAAAAGCUAAGUCAUGCAUCAACUAAAACUCAACAUUUACGCAUUUGAAAAAAUUGUAUCGAAGAAUCGACGAUAAGACGGAGAAGCAAAGAAAUAACUUUUGAAAUGUUCUUAACUGGUAGUUCACUUAAAUCAUUAUUUUAGUCAGUUGAAGGAGUUGACAAUGAAUAAAAUAUAUCGAUAGAAUAAUACGAGAAAUCGUCAGAAUUAUAAAAACAGACUGAAACAUCGGUGCAUUACAACGUAUGCAUUAUAGGGAAGCACACAAUUCAAUGCGAUCGAACAAUGACAUAGUCAUAAAAUGAUCAACCUUUAUUUUUCAGCAAUAUUUAUUUUAGCAGUUUAAAUAAAACUGUGUACUCCCGUUUCAGAA